AUGCGUGGAUUUGUGGUGUUGUUUGCAAUUUGUUUGGCAGCGGUGGCUGUUUCAGGAGGAUAUCUAGGAGGAGGAGGUGGUGGCGGCGGAGGACAUGGUGGUGGCGGUGGAGGUUAUGGCGGUGGCGGCCAUGGUGGUGGUGGUGGUUAUAGCAGCGGCGGCCAUGGUGGUGGUGGUGGUUAUAGCAGCGGAGGUGGUGGAGGCAAAAGAGGUGGUGGCGGCGGAGGUUAUGGUGGUGGUGGUGGAAAAAGCGGAGGCGGCGGCGGUGGUUAUAUUAUUAUUUCCAAAGGAGGCGGUGGUGGCGGCGGCGGCAAAGGAGGCUAUGGCGGCGGAUAUGGUGGUAGCUCCGGUGGUGGCUAUGGCGGUGGUGGUGGUCAUGGUGGCGGCAGUUCAGGCGGUUAUGGUGGUAAAAGUGGAGGUGGCGGCUGGUAAUUUCUCUCCUCAGUUUAAAACUCUAUGACCUUAAAUACUGCUGCUAUUGAUAUUAUUGAUAAAUAACUAAAACCUUAGUAUAUCUUCUGUAUUAAUAAAAUGCUAUGUGUUCAUUUUAAAACUUCUAAUAAAUAAAUUUUAUAUAAUUUUUUUGCAUAAAACAAA
Molecule: messenger RNA, 597 nt
Organism: Calliphora vicina (urban bluebottle blowfly)
Lineage: Eukaryota; Metazoa; Arthropoda; Insecta; Diptera; Calliphoridae
Exons: 2
Coding region: 1-432 (143 amino acids)
Source: RefSeq, a predicted model, not a curated record